This is a messenger RNA of Jaminaea rosea, 2760 nucleotides long. RefSeq lists its product as hypothetical. The transcript has a single exon. The coding region runs from base 34 to 2286 and encodes 750 amino acids. The record is from RefSeq and is a predicted model, not a curated record. NCBI's taxonomy places the organism in Eukaryota, Fungi, Basidiomycota, Exobasidiomycetes, Microstromatales.
ACAGCAGCUCAGCAACUCACCACUUCAAAGGCGAUGCAAGGCGGAUCCUCGGACGAUGUCUUCCCAGUAGACCGAAGUCUCCUCAAUCCAAAGUUCGAGGCAUACAAGUUGCUUACCGACGGUGUCACUUCAGCAUGUCACCAUCUGCCCUCUAGCGUGCGCCUCUCUGCGCCAGACGGCGUAGGUUUCAAGGAGCUUCAGGAUCGCCUCAACUACAAUCACCUCGUGCCAGCAGCUUCAAGCAGUAGUCAAUGCGUGUACAUCGACGACGCAGGCUUUGUGAUCCUGGUUGAUUUCUCUGCAGGCUCUGUCAAGCCGAGCUUCCAUCCUCUACAUCGCCUUGAGAGCACGCCGAACGGAUGCGCAAGUCUCGUAGCCUUGGAAAGCGACCAGUGGCUGGUCUCGGACGCCAAGGGCGGCAUUGUCUGCCUUGAGACCAAGAAGCAAGGAUCGAGAUGGACAGCGGAAGUAGUCGCAUCACUAAAGGUGGAGGGGUCCUCACGCAUCCUCGAGGCACGACGCUCCGAGACGGAUGCCGCUGUAGUGCUCGCUUUGGUACAGAGCACAAGACGACUCGCAACCAGCACCGACAGCGGCGGCAGCAGCAAACCAACGCGUUCAAGCAAGGUGGCCUUUGAUGUCUCGCUCCUGGAGCUGCCCAUACCGAUAUCAACCACGCAAGCUCCUGCGGCCAACACCUCCUCGACCUCGCCAGAGCCUAUCUUCGUUCAGCCAAGCUGGACCGUCACUGGGAACGACCCAGCCUACCAUACUCAGCUUGGCCCCUCUAGCGAGUCGCAACACCUUCUCAUUGCCGAGUCAAGCUUCGAAGACACAGCGACCCACGCUGCUCGGCACUCAGCAAAGACGCAACCCAAGCCAGCCUCGACGUCUACCACUCCAGCCGCCUCAAGCAACACCGACACCCAAGCACCGUCACCCCUUGCUACAACACGACCCCUGCGCCCGCCGCCCCUCUUCUCGUGGCACCAAAGUAGCGACACCGUCACCCUCCUCUUCUCUCUUCCAACAUCCAUAAACAAAGGAGACACACGUGUUCACUUCUCUCCACCGAGCGGGCUCAGCAUCCACCUUGCGCCGCACGCCGACCUGGAUCGCGCCGCAAGCGAGUCAAAGAUAGUUGAGCUGCGAGAUGACGAGCAGGAGGCGCGAAAGGUUGACGAAGAAGCAAAGCCUUCAAUCAGGACUGCCCGAGCUCUACAGGCGGGUUGCUUUGCCAAUCGCACCUUGUGGGCUCCGAUUGACACCAGCGGCUGCGUCUGGACGUGGGAGCGUGUCCCUCCCGCUGGCGGAGCAAAGCGCACAGCGAAUGGCCAGGAGAAGGUAGGGGAGCAAGGGCUACUCAGUGUCUUUCUUGAAAAGAAGGACGAGGGUACUCGCUGGGCUGCAGUCUUUGACGAGGCAGAAAGACGUCGGCGUGCCGAGGCCAACGGUGGCGAUGAGGAUGACGAGGACGAUCCGCCAGAGACGCAGGACCCUUCUGAUUUGCUGGGGAUGGUGCAAGGCCUGGACAAGUACACCGCUGAAGGCGAAGCGGAUGGUGAUGAUAUGGAGUACAAUCCGCUCUUCAGCGCACAACGCGACUCAUUACUGCACGACGGGCUGGAGGCGGAGGAUGGAGAUGUUGGGAGACGGUUGUGUGUUACUGCUGUAGCGCGUGGAGGUGAUGGGCAAGGCAUCGCAGUCAAUCAUCCGCAAAGCGAGGCAGGCGCUCGCUCACAAUUGGCUUCGUGCCUGGCGAGACCGCUGCCUCAAGCCGACCGAAGCGACAGCGACGCAGCAGCUCUUCGACCGCUCGUCGUGCGUCGUGACCUCGAUGGUCUCGUCUUCUUUCCCCCCUCUCCCUCCUCCUCCUCAGCAUGGCAUCAUCGCACGACCCUACCCGCCCUCAGCUUCGUCCUGGCAUCCAAGCGUGACCUAAGGGCAACAUACGUCGUGCCUACCUCACGCUCCUCGAGCAAAGGAGGACGAACAGCCGUCCUUGCAUUCGAAGACGCGCCUCGCGUUCGAGACGACUACGACGAGGCAUCGAAAGGCGCCGGCAACCUCUUCGUGUACUACAGUACGGACGAGGAGGAGGCCACGGGUGCUGCUGGGAAGAAAAAGACAGAGUACGCGCCUAGCCGCGUCAUUAGGCUUGAGGGAGAAGGCGGUACAGGCAGCUUCAUGGGGGCUGCCCUCUUGCUAGUGGACGGGAGAAGGGUACUCGCCGUGCUCUGUGAACGGGCAAUGCUUCUGUUGAGGGGCGUGUUGGACGAUGAGUAGGAGAGCCGCACAGCACGAUGAGCAGGGAUGCGAAUGCACGAGGAGUGUAGGACGCAGCGAUAAGAUGUGUGAUGUUAUUCAAUAUAGCCGAAUGAAUGGAUAGAGCGCAAUGAGCCAGCAAGGAGCGUGAUCCUAGUGUAAUUGUAGGUGGUCUUUUUACACAUUCGAAAGAGCGAGAGGGGAGGCCAGUCUUGACAUCCAUAUGAUGGAGUACGGUAAGGUAGGAGGACGGGCCGUAGAAGGAGGGGCCGGAGAGAGAGCGUGACGAUGAGGGUGGAAUCCGGAGCUGCAUGAGGUCGGUAGGAAUUGUUCGUGAAGCGUUGGUGUUCCUCAAAAAGGUGUUAAAAAGUUGUAUAGCGACCGGAACAUGGUCAAAAAGAGCAUGCUGCUUACUGCUGCGACUUGCCUCUGCCUGUCGUAGGGGAGCGCAUAACCUCAUCCCCCUCGGCAUCUCCACCCGCGUCCUCUUGCCCC